CCCGCCCCGCCCGCCCUGGCCGGGAUGACCCAGGGCGGCGAGUCCCGGGCGAGAGUGCUCCCGAAGCCGGCUACUCGGGCGAGUCUCGCCCAGGCCCACAGGUUCCAUGGCGGCGCGGCCGAUGUCCCGGAUGCUGCGGCGGGUCCUGAGGUCCAGUGUCCGGAGCUGCAGCUCAGGGGCUCCCGUGACGCAGCCCCGACCCGGGGAGCCCUCCCAAUCUGCGGCGGAGGAGCUGUCCAGGCGGAGGCAGUUCCUGAGGGAGCACGCAGCCCCCUUCUCCGCCUUCCUCACCGACAGCUUUGGCCGCCACCACAGCUACCUGCGGAUCUCCCUCACCGAGAAGUGCAACCUCCGAUGCCAGUACUGCAUGCCCGAGGAGGGGGUCCCACUGACGCCCAAGGCUGACCUGCUGACCACAGAGGAGAUCCUGACCCUUGCGCGGCUCUUUGUGAAAGAAGGCGUGGACAAGAUCCGGCUGACGGGUGGAGAGCCGCUCAUCCGGCCCGACGUGGUGGACAUCGUGGCCCAGCUCCAUCGGCUGGAGGGGCUGAGGACCAUCGGCGUCACCACCAACGGCAUCAACCUCGCCCGGCUGCUGCCUCAGCUCCAGAAAGCUGGUCUCAGUGCCAUCAACAUCAGCCUGGACACGCUGGUGCCAGCCAAGUUUGAGUUCAUCGUCCGCAGGAAAGGCUUCCACAAGGUCAUGGAGGGCAUCCACAAGGCCAUCGAGCUGGGCUACAGCCCCGUGAAGGUGAACUGCGUGGUGAUGCGCGGCCUGAACGAGGACGAGCUCCUGGACUUUGUGGCCUUGACCGAGGGCCUCCCCUUGGACGUGCGCUUCAUAGAGUACAUGCCCUUUGACGGUAACAAGUGGAACGUCAAGAAGAUGGUCAGCUACAAGGAGAUGCUGGACACCCUCCGGCAGCAGUGGCCGGAGCUGGAGAAGCUGCCCGAGGAGGAAUCCAGCACGGCCAAGACCUUUCGCGUCCCUGGCUUCCGAGGCCAGCUCAGCUUCAUCACGUCCAUGUCUGAGCAUUUCUGUGGGACCUGCAACCGGCUGCGCAUCACAGCGGACGGAAACCUCAAGGUCUGCCUCUUUGGGAACUCAGAGGUCUCCCUACGGGAUCACCUGCGGGCGGGGGCGUCUGAGGAGGAGCUGCUGGGGAUCAUCGGGGCCGCUGUGGGCAGGAAGAAGCGGCAGCACGCAGGCAUGUUCAGUAUCUCCCAGAUGAAGAACCGGCCCAUGAUCCUCAUCGGAUUGUUUUUGAUGCUCCAAGAUUCCCCACCAGCCAUUCCAAGCAUUUCCUCUUGGGACCCACUCGGCGUUCAGGGUCUGAGACACAGAGCGAGUCUCUCCAACCAGGUGGCGACUCUGUGGAAGGGCUGCCGGGGGCCCCAGACCCCUCCCCUCGCCCAGCGGUGGCUGGGGCCUGGCUCCCCCCAGAGACACUACUGUUCCCACCCAGACUCAGACACCAACCCCAAGUGCCUUAGCCCCGGGUCCCGGGCUCCUGCCACCCACUCAGGAUCGCUGCCAACCUCGGACCAGCUAACCCACGUGGACACGGAAGGCCGGGCGGCUAUGGUCGAUGUGGGUGGUAAGCCGGACACAGAGCGGGUGGCCGUGGCCUCCGCCAUGGUCCUCCUGGGGCCGGUGGCCUUCAGACUCGUCCAAGAGAACCGGCUGAAGAAGGGAGAUGCCCUGGUGGUGGCCCAGCUGGCCGGAGUCCAGGCCGCCAAGCUGACCAGCCAGCUGAUCCCUCUGUGCCACCACGUGGCCCUGAGCCACGUCCACGUGCGGCUGGAGCUGGACAGCACACGCCACGCCGUGGUGAUCCAGGCGUCCUGCCGGGCUCGGGGCCCCACCGGGGUGGAGAUGGAGGCCCUGACCUCAGCCGCUGUGGCUGCCCUCACCCUGUACGACAUGUGCAAGGCGGUCAGCAGGGACAUCGUGUUGGGGGACAUCAAGCUCAUCAGCAAGACGGGGGGCCAGCGGGGGGACUUCCACCGGACCUAGAGCUCCUGCCCUCUCCCCACGGCCCAGCCAGGUCCCGAGGGAUGCGCUCGGGCCGAGGGAAGGACGUCUAGUUCCUUUAACCCCGUCAGUGUUGACCUUCAGUGGGAACCCCAGGUCCUGCUAAUGGUGACCUGCGAGGCCUCCUUUAUCCGGAGAGAAACCAGCAGGCCCUUCUGCCUUCCUGGACACGUGACGGGAGGGGUCGCAGCGAGCGAUGCUAGUGACUGAAGUCAGCUGUGUCAUCUGCGGGCCAUUCAGCCAGCCCGUGUCACGGCUCGUUUCGGGUUUUCUCUUCUGCUGCUUCCCUGGGGAGAGAGAAGGGCUCACGAAGCAGAGGAACCCGCUGCGAGGGGAAGAGCACGCCUGCGCGAAGAAGGAACAGGACUUCUCUUCAGCUUCGCCCGCCUGUCCGGGAGCCACAGCCCUGCCCGCCUGCCUGCCGCCCUCCAUCCUCAGAGAGCCCAUCCCUCCAGACUGGCAGGCUUCCGGUUUAACAACACACAGUCCUGCCUGCUCCCCGACCUCCGCCCCCCAAACAGGACCCCCGGGGACUGCGGCCCUGAGGACUCCUGACCAGCCACUCAGGUGGCUCCUGGCCCCGUGCACUGCUGUCCCAGCCCCGCCCCACCCCUUUGUUCCGGAACAUAUCAGGGAAAGAAGAGGGCUGGAGAUUGCCUUCACCCACGGCCCACAAAUAAAGCCUGGAUGCCAA
Molecule: messenger RNA, 2729 nt
Organism: Myotis daubentonii (Daubenton's bat)
Lineage: Eukaryota; Metazoa; Chordata; Mammalia; Chiroptera; Vespertilionidae
Gene: MOCS1
Product: molybdenum cofactor synthesis 1
Biological process (GO): Mo-molybdopterin cofactor biosynthetic process
Molecular function (GO): 4 iron, 4 sulfur cluster binding; GTP 3',8'-cyclase activity; metal ion binding
Source: RefSeq, a predicted model, not a curated record